Messenger RNA from Pochonia chlamydosporia 170, 2130 nucleotides. Its product is annotated as N-terminal fungal transcription regulatory domain-containing protein. Lineage: Eukaryota; Fungi; Ascomycota; Sordariomycetes; Hypocreales; Clavicipitaceae. The record is from RefSeq and is a predicted model, not a curated record. Gene Ontology annotation, biological process: DNA-templated transcription; regulation of DNA-templated transcription. The transcript has 5 exons. The coding region runs from base 1 to 2130 and encodes 709 amino acids. Gene Ontology annotation, molecular function: DNA-binding transcription factor activity, RNA polymerase II-specific; zinc ion binding; DNA binding.
AUGGCGCAGGAUUCACACGCUGCCUCGUCAGGCUUCCGCUCGUUGCUUCCUGCUAGAGAACCAGAACCAAGUGCUGCGGAUGCGGAGCCAGGCUCAGCAGGACCUAUUCGCUCUGCAAUUCAAGUAGUGAAGCGACUCUCCGUCACCACGGCCUGCGGAGCGUGUCGAAAACGCAAAGCUCGAUGUAGUGGUGAACGCCCCGUAUGCUCAACCUGUAUCAAGCGACAUACGAGAUGCGAGUACGACAGGGACGUUGACGAGACGCACGCAAAAGCAGUCAAGCGAAAGUUUGAAGAGAUCCGAAACCACAGAACUCCGUAUGAGCAUGUGUACGAUGCCCUCCGAUCCAGACCCGAGGGUGAUGUAGCGGCCAUCAUCCGAAAGAUUCGACGGGGCGAAAAUGUAGACGAUAUCGCCCGUCAGAUCGAACAUGGUGACCUGCUGCUCCAGUCGUCUCUCGUGCCCGAGACGAGAUAUCGCUACGAAUUCCCAUUCUCCUCGAAUAUGCCUCCCUAUCUCAUCUCGUCCUCGAACAUGUACUUGGAUUCGCUGAUUUACGAAUGGGCUCCCCCCGUUGCCCCCCCUCCCCAAGAGGCGAUAUCUGGUGUGCCCUUUGCUCGGAGGCAACCGAGCGCCGAAGUAGCCGAAUAUUAUACACCGUAUUUGAAGCCAUAUCACGCGGCCGAGAUCGUCGACGCACAGCUUAGUGCUGUUGUGCCCUCAAAGUGGACAACCGUCUGCUCCGACGAUGUUCUAAUGACAAGACUGCUCAGUGCCUACUUCCUGCAAGACCAUGACUGGUGGACUGCCUUCCAAAAGGAUGGUUUUCUUGAAGACAUGUCCAAAAUGAACCAUGAGCUAUGCUCCCCUCUCCUCGUCAACGCCGUGUUGGCCUCGUCUUGUAACUAUUAUCGUGGCCUUUCUGACCGCACUGAGUUUUGGAACCCGCAAAUUCUCGGCUACCGCUUUCUCGCAGAAGCCAGGAGACUUUGGGAGUAUGAACAGGGCCUGGACAAGCUCACUACCCUUCAAGCUGCUCUCGUCAUAAACAUUGUCUACAGUGGAUCCGGCGCAGAUAAGAUCGGGAUCGCGUAUAUGGCACAGGCAUGUGAUCUUGCCAAUAGAAUUGGUCUGUUUAAGCAGGCGGCUGUUGUGAAAGACCUUAGGCUACAGCACGCACGAGACUACACGGCAUGGGCUCUCUUCAGUUGGCAGAGUCUUAUGUGUUUUCACUACUUCCGGCCGCCAGUCGCCAUGGAACCGCCCGAAGUGCCGUUGCCGGACCCCGAGCAAGAUUCACGAUGGUUCGGAGAAAUAUGGCUCAAAUACCCACUGAGCAGAACACUCUGUCCCAGCGCUUCGGGAGAUGUCUUCAAGGCAAGGGCUGAGUUCGCUCUAAUCCUGAACGAAUUGGCCAAAUCUUUGUUUGCUGGCACACCCCCAACGGCGCAGUUGUCGGCUGUAGCUGUUGCCAACUUCUAUUUCAGGUUUAAGGGCUGGUACGACAGCUUGCCGGCAUCACUUUGCCCUCGAAGAGCUGUAUUACCGGCCCACCUAAAGGUUCAUAUGCACUACUUCCAGAUCAUUACCAGACUACUUCGAAGUCCAAGCAUACUUGGUGAAUCAGGCUCGGAACAUCAAGUCGCCAUGGCUAACCUUUUCGGUCAGCCGCCGCAGCAGAUCCUUGCCAAUGCCAUGGCAAGUUUGGAAACUCUUUUGCGGGCUUACUACCUGCGACACGGAUUCGAGUGGCUAGACACCUAUCUGGUUUCUGUGCUCAUGGAAAUGUGCUUGAGUUCCAUCGACAGCCUAGAAGACGAUGCCGCUUCUAAAGACGUUUCUGCAUUGCGCUCUAGUAUCAUUCUAUUCGCCAAAGGCAUCUAUGAGCAAGGACAGAAUUUCUUCUUGGGCAAGCUCGUCUUUCAGCUCGUACAGGCAAAGAUGCGUCAGGAGGAUUUGGAGAUGCUCGGACAGGUUGCCAGACUGGAAACCUUGGAGGAGAGGCAGACUUUUGGUCUGAAGCAAGUUCAGAUGGAGUGGCCGGUGGAUAUCACGAGCAUGGCAGACGAUCCCCGGAAGAAGAAAUUAGGCGACAUGAUCAAUCAGUUGGGAGGGACGUCACUUGAGUAG